GAACAGCAUUUCAGGAAGAUAGUGAAUCGCCAGUCGUGAAGGAAACUAACUCGGAAGUAGAAACGGAAACGAAAGAAAGAAACAUGGAAGAAAACGUUGACUAUUUCGUUGAAGCAGCUGAGGAAUUCAAGUCUAAGGUCGCUAUAAAACCUCACGAGGGACAUUCUAGUAAUAUCAGCUACAAAAGCUUGUACAUCGACUCACAGAAGAAGAUUGAGGCUUUGAUGGAGGCAAACUAUGCUCUAGUGAGGAAGUUGGAUUUUGCUCUAGGAAAAGUUGAAGCGUAUGAGAAGAUGAAUUUUGCUUUGGGUGCUUCAAAGGAAGUAUUCUUAGUCUCGACUAUGUCGAAACAGAAGGAAGCCACAAUAAAUUUAUCUCCUCAAACGGUUGAAAAAUGUAUUGAUCCUCCUCCCCAUGCAAAGCCAGAUACCACCGAUGAUGAUUCUAAGCGGAAGAAAAAGAAUUACAAGAAAAGUAAUGCCAAGGCUUAGUAAUAAUGUCAAGAGUUGUUUUGAAUGAUAUUAUAUAUGAUGCAAUAGUUAAUGUUUUGCUAUCGUUUAUGUGCCGGUUUAGCCUAUGUUUAACAACGACUCUUGUAAGACCUCCUGCCAUUGAAUGUUGAUGAGUUUGACUUAGUUUUCUUGUGUAAAAUAUCUAUUUAAAAAAAUC
Erythranthe guttata (spotted monkey flower) is the source of this 669-nucleotide messenger RNA. RefSeq lists its product as uncharacterized. Lineage: Eukaryota; Viridiplantae; Streptophyta; Magnoliopsida; Lamiales; Phrymaceae. The record is from RefSeq and is a predicted model, not a curated record.